UUUGAGCUUUGUGAAAUUUUCUGAUACUUCAGACUGACAUAUGAAUUCGUACACCAAAGACAACGUAUCCAACAUUCAGAAUGUUGAGCUGAUGGCCCAACUGUUGGCGGAAUCGAGCACACCCUUGUGCUAUGAGGCGAUCUUGGACAAGAUUGAGAAGCUCAAUGGUUGUCCCUUGUCAAAUAAGGACCGCCGCGAAACUAUGGCCACGCUGGAGGCGGGACAAAGGCUGGGGUACCUUCAGCUUCAAGGAGAACACUAUAUUGUCAAGUCCCUGACCCCUUUAUCUGACCGCAGUAGUCAAGCCAGAGGCCGACCUGUAAGCCGACGCGAUAGCCAACACCGGGGCCCGGCUCCAACCAGAAGCCGAUCUCCAAUCCGGCGCAAUCCUAUACCUUCCAACACCAUCGAUACCGAGACAGACAGCAGAAAGGAUUUCUUGAAAUCGCAAUGUAAAACAAUGUAGUGAUUUUCAAACUAAAUUCAUUAGACAAUAUUAUCAAACAAUAUAAAACAUGAAAAUGUAAGCUUUGUUGACAAUUUAAAACAUAUGUACGCAUGGAUGGAUUACCAAAUAAAUGGAUGGAGUGAA
This is a messenger RNA of Drosophila persimilis, 592 nucleotides long. RefSeq lists its product as uncharacterized. Lineage: Eukaryota; Metazoa; Arthropoda; Insecta; Diptera; Drosophilidae. The record is from RefSeq and is a predicted model, not a curated record. Bases 41 to 466 code for a protein of 141 amino acids. The transcript has 2 exons.